AUGGCUCUCGCCGGUAGGCUGCUGAUCCUCCUCGCCGUCGCCAUGGCCAAGCACGAGGUGCUGGCUCGAGGAUCCGACGAGCAUGACGACAAUGUGUACAAAGUGAGCAAGGGAGGACCGGGCAGUAUCAAAAGCUACCAGUGCUCGCCGGAGUGCACGCGGCGGUGCGGGAACACGCAGUACAGGAAGCCGUGCCUCUUCUUCUGCAACAAGUGCUACAACACCUGCCUGUGCGUGCCGUCGGGAUACUACGGCAACAAGGGCGAGUGCCCCUGCUACAACAACUGGAAGACCAAGCGCGGUGGGCCCAAGUGCUCCUGAGAGCCAUCUCAAGGCGUGCAUAAACGUAACGUCCUGAAGAUUAACAGAGGCAGGCGUACUCCAAACAGAGAGAUCUUACGAUCCUCCUCGAUGUAAUCGAGAGCAUCGCCACACCUGCUCACAUAACGUAGUAUUGUUGUGCCA
Messenger RNA from Setaria italica (foxtail millet), 465 nucleotides. RefSeq names its product gibberellin-regulated protein 6. The record is from RefSeq and is a predicted model, not a curated record. NCBI's taxonomy places the organism in Eukaryota, Viridiplantae, Streptophyta, Magnoliopsida, Poales, Poaceae. The transcript has 4 exons. The coding region runs from base 1 to 321 and encodes 106 amino acids.